Molecule: messenger RNA, 2112 nt
Organism: Aureobasidium pullulans EXF-150
Lineage: Eukaryota; Fungi; Ascomycota; Dothideomycetes; Dothideales; Saccotheciaceae
Exons: 2
Coding region: 1-2112 (703 amino acids)
Biological process (GO): DNA-templated transcription
Molecular function (GO): zinc ion binding; DNA binding
Source: RefSeq, a predicted model, not a curated record
AUGACCGACCUUGCGCAGAAGGCAGGUGCACUUCUAGGUGCAUUCUCCGGCUCAGGCUUGUUGAUUUUGAGUUCGACUCAGAUGCAUUUGACCAUCAGGGCCCCCGGGGAUCUACACUAUCAAGUUGAAAGUGACCAGACCUUUCUCUCCAAAGAACGCGACCUCAGCCACAAGAACAAUAUCCUGCCCUCACCAAUAACCGUCCGACAGGAGGAUGAUGUUGAUGAGAUACUGAAGAAUUUCUUCGAAGACAGCGACACUACAUCCGACGACGACUCGCCAGGACAAUCAUCACAUUCCGGCGUGGAUACACCGGAUACUAUCUACUCUCUCCAUACAGAUCAAACCCUUACCACAGAAUCUCCACCUACAUUGGCGAAUCAAAAAUCCUCUCGCCCAUGGAAUUGUCGAGUUCAAGAGAGUCAGCAUGCUUUCACCCUCUACACGUCUUCGAGUACUUCUCAUCGCAAAUACAAAGGCCCGAGCAGCCUUCAAGCUUUCUCAGAGUGGCUUCAACUGAACACUGAUGGUCUCAAUCUUGACUUCUCGGAGCAAUUCCGCCACGGCACUUCUCAUUGCGAGGAGAUGGACAUGCCACCGACCUUGAGUAUGCCGGCUCUCUGUGUUGAUUGGCAUAUCUACACAGAUGCCUAUUUCCAGGAGAUCGCCCCAUUCUUUCCUGUGAUCGGAAGGGAGCAAAUCGUCAGAGCUGCGACAUAUCUUAGCAGAUACGACCACUUGGAAGAAAGACCGACCGGUGAUCGACCAGCCAUGGCGUGCGUGUAUGCCUGCAUUGCUCUCGGUGCGCGUACGAAAGGUCACAUUGGCAUCGCUCAAGCGUACAUUGAGGGCGCUUGUUCACUCGUGGGUCACCUGGUCAGCUUGCCUUACAUGGAGUCCGCGCAAGCUCUUCUGCUAAUCUCCUUGGAGCAUCGUGGACGGAGCAAAAGUGGAGCUGCUUCUAUGGCUCUUGGACAAGCCCUUCGCAUCUUCAGUUCUAUGGGCUUACACCAGAAGCUCUUUGGCUGCGACGACUACCUAUCUCCAGCACGUCAAAGGUCGGAUCAGAGGACAUGGUUGACAGCAUGUGCGCUGGAGCAGAACCUAGCAUUCGAGAGCGGUCGCCCAUCAAGUGUACGAAGCUGUCAAUUUGACAGGAACAUCCUUAAUGCAGCCUCAGAUGUUCCAGCAGAUUUCUUGAAACCUCUAGUGAAUCUUGCGCACAUCCAGAGUCACAUCACGGAAACAUUGUUCGACCAAAGUAUUUGCGCAACACCACCCGACUUGGACGGUAUAUUGACGAUCCAAAACAAACUUGAUGAGUCUCUGACCAGAUGGUCGGACAACCUGCCCGAGCCUUGGAGGCCUCGUCGUGGCCUUCUCCGUUGUCCACCUGCUUUGCUUGCCUUCAGAACCUCUCUGACUUUUCAUUUCCACCAUGCACUCAUCACAUUACACCGCACAGCCUUGAUUGAUGGCCUUUCAGCUGAUACUCCAAGUGUCAGAGCAAACAGGAGUCAUGGUCGCCAACUGGAGAAGAGUGAAGGGAUCUGCGCGAAAUCAGCCAGAGAUAUCCUGACUACCUAUUUGCAAUACAUCGAGCAAGGUCAUUCCUCGCCUUUUGUCACCUUGAACCAGCCGCUCCUAGCAGUAUACGUUCUGACUGUCUACAAUCUGAGACACCGAAGCGCUUGGUCUGCACAUACAGAUCUUGCUUUGCUAGGUUCAAGUGCCAAAGCAAUCAGAGACGGAUAUCAAGAGCACGGUAUGCCUCCUGGCUUCUGUGACAUGCUCGCUACACUGGAGCGACGUGUAAUUCGCGGCGCGCAACCAGAAGAUGGGCCAAUGACUAGCAUAGAUUCGCAACCGGGAGAGACACCAUGGGAGUCGCCUACAACAGAUGAAUCUGCAAGCGUUUUCGGUUCUGAAUUCGGUCCACUAGAUGUUGAUGUUUUGUUGGAAACACAACUUCUGGCAAGCUUGCAGAGUCAAGAAAUGGCGUUCGAGUCACCUCCGCUCAACACCAUUCCCGGAAUCGAAGAUCAGGAUCUACGUGAGUGGCUGGAUAGUCCACGGCUCUCAGAUGAGGAGAUCUUGAGUUACCGCUUGUAG